AUGGCGCUCCAGGCGGCGACGUCCUUCCUCCCCUCGGCGCUCUCCGCGCGCAAGGAGGGGUCGGUGAAGGACUCGGCGUUCUUGGGUGUUCGUGUCGCGGAUGGCCUCAAUCUGGAGACCAGUGCUCUGGGCCUACGCACCAAGAGGGUGAGCACGUCGGUGGCCAUCCGCGCACAGACGGCAGCGGUGUCCUCCCCAUCAGUGACCCCCGCGUCGCCGUCUGGGAAGAAGACCCUCCGCAAGGGCACGGCGAUCAUCACCGGUGCGUCGUCCGGUCUCGGCCUGGCCACGGCGAAGGCCCUGGCGGAGACAGGCAAGUGGCACGUUAUCAUGGGCUGCCGCGACUUCCUCAAGGCGUCACGCGCGGCCAAGGCGGCCGGCAUGGACAAGGACAGCUUCACCAUCGUGCACCUGGACCUCGCCUCUCUGGACAGCGUCCGCCAGUUCGUCAAGAACGUGCGCCAGCUGGAGAUGCCCAUCGACGUGGUGGUCUGCAACGCCGCCGUGUACCAGCCCACCGCCAAGGAGCCGUCCUACACCGCAGACUGCUUCGAGAUGAGCGUCGGUGUCAACCACCUCGGCCACUUCCUCCUCGCCCGCGAGCUCCUCAGCGACCUCCAGUCCUCCGACUACCCCUCCAAGCGCCUCAUCAUCGUCGGCUCCAUCACCGGGAACACGAACACGCUGGCGGGGAACGUGCCGCCGAAGGCGAACCUGGGUGACCUGCGCGGCCUCGCCGGCGGCCUCAACGGCAUUGGCAGCUCGGUGAUGAUCGACGGCGGGGAGUUCGACGGCGCCAAGGCAUACAAGGACAGCAAGGUGUGCAACAUGCUGACGAUGCAGGAGUUCCACCGCCGGUACCACGAGGAGACGGGCGUCACCUUCGCGUCGCUCUACCCGGGCUGCAUCGCCACCACGGGCCUGUUCCGCGAGCACAUCCCGCUGUUCCGGCUGCUCUUCCCGCCGUUCCAGAAGUACAUCACCAAGGGGUACGUCUCCGAGGAGGAGGCCGGGAAGCGGCUGGCGCAGGUGGUGAGCGACCCCAGCCUGACCAAGUCCGGCGUGUACUGGAGCUGGAACAAGAACUCGGCGUCCUUCGAGAACCAGCUCUCUGAGGAGGCCAGCGACGCCGACAAGGCCAAGAAGCUCUGGGAGAUCAGCGAGAAGCUUGUCGGCUUGGCGUGA
This is a messenger RNA of Miscanthus lutarioriparius, 1185 nucleotides long. The record is from the annotation of a GenBank genome assembly. Lineage: Eukaryota; Viridiplantae; Streptophyta; Magnoliopsida; Poales; Poaceae.